AAACAUGAUCAUCUGAACUUUUCCCAGGUGACCAUAGUCGCCUCUGGGGCAGUGGUGUCAGAGGAAUCAGACAUGGCCCUGCUCUGUCAUAUCAGCAGGUGGCAUUGCUGGCCACCUCCCAUGGCACCCACAUUGCUGUUCAGCAGAGGCUCGAUGAGCCCCGGUCGUGCGGGGAGCGGCGAUGGAGCCCGAGGGGUUCCCGGGGCGCCCCGAGCAGGCGGCGCUCCCGCCCCGCGUCCCGCCCGCCCGGGCGGCUCCAGGAACCGGAUCCGCGGGCUCGGCAGAGCCGCCGCCGCCGCCGCCAGCCAUGGACCUGCGAGCCGAGCUGCUCAAGUCCAUCUGGUACGCCUUCACCGCCCUGGACGUGGAGAAGAGCGGCAAGGUCUCCAAAUCCCAGCUCAAAGUGCUGUCUCACAACCUGUACACAGUGCUGUGCAUCCCCCACGACCCCGUGGCACUGGAAGAGCAUUUCCGCGAUGAUGAUGAUGGGCCAGUGUCCAGUCAGGGCUACAUGCCCUACCUCAACAAGUACAUCCUGGACAAGGUGGAGGAAGGUGCUUUUGUCAAAGAAAACUUUGAUGAGCUCUGCUGGACCCUGACAGCGAAGAAGAACUACAAACCUGACCGGAAUGGGAAUAGCGUUGUAUCCCACCAGGAUGCUUUCAAGCUCUGGUGUCUCUUCAACUUUCUGUCUGAAGACAAAUACCCCCUUGUCAUGGUGCCAGAUGAGGUGGAGUACCUGUUGAAGAAGAUCUGCACAGCCAUGAACGUGGAGCUGAACUCCUGCGAGCUGGAUGAUUACCUGUCCCAGGAGCCACAGGGCCAGGGUGGCCUCACGGUCUGGCAGUUCCUCGACAUGGUGAACUCGGGCCGGUUCCUGAGAGGCAUCGAGCAGGAGGCCAUCAGCAUGGCUGUGGAGGAGGUGUACCAGGAAGUCAUCGAGAAUGUGCUCAAACAGGGCUACCUCUGGAAAAAGGGCCAGCUGAGGAGGAACUGGUCAGAGCGGUGGUUCAUGCUUAAGCCCAGUGUCCUGUCCUACUACACGAGUGAGGAACGGAAGGAGAAGAAGGGGAGCAUCGCAUUGGACAAGCACUGCUGCGUGGAGGUGUUGCCAGACAGGGAUGGGAAGAGGUGCAUGUUCUGUGUGAAGACCUUGUCCCGCACCUACGAGAUGAGCGCCUCAGACACCCGGCAGCGCCAGGAGUGGACACUCGCCAUCCAGACUGCCAUCCGGCUGCAGGCAGAAGGAAAGAAGUCCCUGCACAAGGAUCUGAAGCAGAAGCGACGGGAGCAGCGGGAGCAGCGGGAGCAGCGCAAGGCAGCCAAGGAGGAGGAGAUGCAACGGCUCAAGCAGCUGCAGGAGGAAAAGGAGAGGAAGCUGCAGGAGCUGGAGCUGCUCAAGGAGGCCCAGAGGCAAGCAGAGAUCCUGCUGCAGGAGGAGGAGCAGCGGCGGAGGAAGCAGCACGAGGAGAUGCAGAGAACCCUGGAGAUCCAGCUGCAGGAGGCUGAGCAGGCUCGUGCCUCCAUGCAGGCAGAGAUGGUCCUGAAGGAGGCAGAGGCAGAGCGGCAGCGCAAGCGCAUCCUGGAGCUGGAGGACAUGCAGGAGAGGCUCCAGGAAGCCCUGCAGCAGGAGGUGAAAGCACGGCAGGAUGAGGAGGCUGUGAGAUAUGCGCAGGCCAGGCUACUGGCUGAAGAAGAGGAAAAGCUGAAACAGCUGAUGAAGCUGAAGGAGGAGCAAGAAGAAUAUAUCAUCAAAACUCAGAGGGAGAAGCAAGUGCUCAAGCAGGAGAUGGAGAACAAGAACAAGUGCCUGGAAGAGGCGCAGAAGCAGCUGGAAGAAGUGAGAGUGAACAGGCAGCGGGUGGACCAAGAUGUCAUGGCGGCCCAGCGGAAGCUGCGACAGGCCAGCACCAACGUCAAGCACUGGAAUGUCCAGAUGAACCGACUGAUGCACCCCAUCGGGCCAGGAGACAAGCGAACAAAUGUGAGUGGCGGAGUCUUUGCUGGCUACCAGCCCCUUCUGUCACGGAGAGAUUCUUCCCUCAAACUCAAGCAGAGGCUGGAGGAUAAAGGGAGUGACCCCACGAGGGAAAACAGCAAGGAAAACGUGAGCAACGGUGGGAACAGCAGCGUGUUUCCACCUCCAGAUGCGGACACCAUGGCCACAGAGCCCACCAAUUAGCCCACCAGGAUGGCAGAGCCCAGCUGGGAAUGGCAGGGCUCGGCUUGUCCCUCCAAGUGGAUGGUCAGUGUGGUGAUCUCUGGAUGGAACUAAAGUGGGGACCAGCACAGAGCCUACAGGGGACUGCAUAAGGCAGAGGUGCUCCCAUUUCCAUCAGUAAAGGGCUACAGCCACCAUGUGCCAGGAGGCUCAGGCAACCCGGUGCUGGGGAGAGGGCAGUGGGACCUUCUCCUCUGGACUGCUGGACUCAAUUCCUUGUACUCUGUUUUACAUCCUCUACUUAAAAAGAGCUGCUGAUGGGUCAGGACCCUGUGGCCUAAGGCUGCAGUUCCCUCUUGGUUUCUACAGCAGCCCUUCUGCAUCACUCACUGUGCUGCAGGGUGUGGGGCCUUGUCACCAGCCAAGGACACCUGGACUGACCAGACGGGGCUUUCUUGUCACCCCCACACCAUGCCAGGUGUCCCUAACCACUAUGUUCCCUGGCAGUGAUCAUUAGUCCUGGAGUCACUUAGUUAGCAAAACUAACAACAAUAAAGCUUUCGGAGCCACUGGCCACAGAC
Molecule: messenger RNA, 2742 nt
Organism: Parus major (Great Tit)
Lineage: Eukaryota; Metazoa; Chordata; Aves; Passeriformes; Paridae
Gene: DEF6
Product: DEF6 guanine nucleotide exchange factor
Exons: 12
Coding region: 182-2182 (666 amino acids)
Cellular component (GO): cytoplasm; nucleus
Source: RefSeq, a predicted model, not a curated record